Xyrichtys novacula (pearly razorfish) is the source of this 346-nucleotide messenger RNA. The record is from the annotation of a GenBank genome assembly. Lineage: Eukaryota; Metazoa; Chordata; Actinopteri; Labriformes; Labridae.
AUGGCUGACAGAUUGGGAGCAGAGGGGAUCAUAGCAACAGGAAAGACCUUCACUAAUCACUUUGUGGCUGCUGUCAACAAGAUGGCUGUGGACCCCUCAGCCAAAGUCAGGUAAGUAAUGAAACUAUGUAUUUAGCUUGCAGAGUUCAAACCUGUGUGAUCAGGUAGCUUCUGGUUUGUGUUGAUAUGAAGUGCUAAUUCUGAAUGUUAUCUCUUGCAGUUCCCUCAGACUUGUCAUACUGGAGGAGCUCAUGCUUGACAACAAUGUGGAGCUGUGCAGAAACAUUGUCCAUGACAAGGAUCAGUGCUACCUGGAGAAGUUCCUGAUUAAGAUAAGGGCAGCCUAG